Molecule: messenger RNA, 1581 nt
Organism: Penicillium argentinense
Lineage: Eukaryota; Fungi; Ascomycota; Eurotiomycetes; Eurotiales; Aspergillaceae
Product: M81 family metallopeptidase
Exons: 1
Coding region: 1-1581 (526 amino acids)
Source: RefSeq, a predicted model, not a curated record
AUGCCACCACUCCCACUCCCCGUCAUCGCCAUUGCGGGGCUUGCCUGCGAAACCUCCAGCUUCUCCCCGGCACGCACGCUGGCGCCGGCAUUCCAUCCCCGCCGCGGGCCCCAAGUGGUCGACGAAUAUCCCUUCAUUCACCGCGAAACACCACUCGGCAGAGCAGCGAAUUGGCAAGGCGCACUGAUCGGCCAUGCGCUUCCCGGGGGGAUCGUGACCAAAGCCGCGUUUGAGGAACUGGCCGGCGAGAUAUUGUCGCGGCUGUCCGAGAUUCAAACGCAGUCCGAGGCGGGCAUACAGGGACUGUGGUUCGACAUACACGGGGCGAUGUGCGUCGAGGGAAUGGAUGAUAUUGAAGCAGAGCUCUUGCGGCGCAUUCGAACGGUCGUGGGGCCAGACGCCAUCGUGUCGGCCUCGAUGGAUUUGCACGGCAACGUCUCGCAGCAGCUAGCCCACCAGGUGGACUUGAUCACGUGCUACCGCAUGGCUCCCCAUGAGGACGAGAUGGAAACCAAAGAGCGCGCGUGUCGGAAUCUGGUCCAGCUGUUGGCCACGGAGGCCAGGCCCAUUCGGCGUCCUCUGAAAGCAUGGGUCCGGGUGCCCAUUCUGUUGCCAGGGGAACAAACCUCAACGCGAUUGCAGCCAGCGAAGGGGCUCUAUGCCUUGGUCCCGGAGGUCGAGGCCACGCUUGGUGUGCUGGACGCCGCGAUUUGGGUUGGAUACGCAUGGGCGGAUGAGCCUCGCAACCAUGCCGUCGUGCUCGUCACCGGCUGGGAUCUGGACGUGGUGACGAAAUGUGCGGAAAUGCUCGCUCAGUUCUUCUGGGAUGCCCGGGAGAAAUUUCAUUUUGUAGCCCCCACGGGUUCGCUGGCCGACUGCCUAGAGAAGGCGCUGUCCUCAUCCGCUCGGCCGUUUUUCGUCUCUGAUUCGGGCGAUAACCCAACAGCAGGGGGCGCUGGAGACGUGACGUGGAGCCUCAUCCAAAUACUGGCCCGGUCGGAAUUUCAAAACAAAGUGGGACCAACCGUAAUCUAUGCAAGUAUCCCCGGCCCACAGGCGGUCGACGAGAUGGUUGCAGCUGGGAUAGGCGCCACUGUGACCGUCACCGCAGGGGCAGAGGUCGACGAUCUUCACAGCGGGCCCAUAACGAUGGCAGGCCAAGUCCACGCGAUCAGAUCAAGGGAUCGAGACGCCGUUGUAGAAGGUGUGCUCCGCGUGGGGAGUGUUUUUGUUAUCAUUACGAAGCUCCGCAAACCAUACCACCAUGAACAUGAUUUCACUGCAUUGGACUUGCAACCGAGAUCGGCCGCCAUCGUGAUCAUUAAGAUCGGGUAUCUGGAACCAGAGCUCUUUGACAUGGCCGCCGAUUGGAUGCUGGCCCUCACGCCAGGCGGCGUGGAUCAGGACUUGGUGCGUCUGGGGCAUCGCCGAAUCGGUCGGCCCAUGUGGCCCUUUGAUAAAGAAUUCCAGCCGGAACCCGAUUUGGCACCUCUGUUGAUCCCGAUGUCGAACAAGCCAUUCAGGGUGUACAUGGAAGAGCCUGAAAAGUACAGUCGGUCAGCAUGGGCUGAGGUGGUGUGA